Molecule: messenger RNA, 2154 nt
Organism: Pseudo-nitzschia multistriata
Lineage: Eukaryota; Bacillariophyta; Bacillariophyceae; Bacillariales; Bacillariaceae
Source: the annotation of a GenBank genome assembly
ACUUUUUUUUUGCUGUCGUUGAGUUUGACAGACGCUGGAUUAUGCAGUACAAGCACUAAUUGUUGUUGGUCGGGCCGGUAUUUUUUCAUCAAGGGUUGUAUUUCUUCGUCUCCUAUCAAUCAAUUCAAUUGAAAGCAAGAAUCGUCACACUUUUCACGCACUCUACGGUACCAUAAUAUGGGGCCGUAAUCGUACGUACCAAUAUGCCAGUAUAGUAGCUACGAGUACCGUGCGUAACACUCGUACUCUUAUGCUGUAGUCGUAUUCAGGAUAAUUGAGGAUUAGGACGAAAUUUCGGGUUUCAAACGCGCGUAAUAAUUUUCGCUCGAAAAUUAUUUUACCACAGUCCGUCCUUCACCCUAACCUCAUACCGGUUUACUAUUCCUAUUUGAGAGCUGUCUUUCGGUUGUUGGUUCGUCAUACUGUCCCKUCUACGCCUUGCUACUCGCAACACCCGAUACACUUCUUUAAACACCUUGCAGCUACAUUAAUCUUGCUGUAAGUAACCAUGGGCUUCUGAAGUCAUGCAUUGUUAAGUUAAUGAGAUCACGACAACGUCGGAGUGACCAUGAUGAAAUAUGGUCGUGGCCGAAUAGCCGAAUUUAUWAAGUAAAACUGACGAGGAAGUGAUCAUUGGUCUCGACGUAGUGCUGUGGAUGUUAUCGGCAAAACCAAUUUGUGGUGUACAUUGAAACAGUUUCAUUAUUCUAAUCAAUUCUUUUGCCUCUGUUCUUGUCGUUGUUAUAGAGAUCAAGUUUGAGCGUCACAUCACACAAAAUGCCUAAGCAAAUUACUGACAUUCGUGAUUUCCUUCAGAAGGCUCGCAGAAGCGACGCCAAAUUGGUGAAGAUCAGAAAGAGAGACACUCAAACUAAGUUCAAGAUCCGAUGCUCAAGAUUUUUAUACACUUUGGUUGUCGCCGAUGCCGAGAAAGCCAACAAACUCACCCAGUCGCUUCCUCCUGGCUUGCAACGAAAGAACAUUUAAAUCUACAUAGCAAAUCAAGAUUUAUCGAUCCGGUCACUGCAAAAUGUUUUGAUCCCGGGGCUAGAGGUUGUUUAGAGAACAAAUUAUAUUGAAACAUCUGUGUAUUUUGGAAGGGCUUCGUUUKAGGACUCCUUGUUGUGGUAUUGUUGAUGGAAAGAAACCAUUUGGAUACUGYAUUUGAUGGGUUUUCAAUUCUUGAGUACUUUCACGUAGCGACUGCAGCAACCUGGCUCUGGAGCAAUGAAAUUCGAAGGACAUUUUUGGUGCGGGCCAGGGAUGCSUAGUUGUCAGCAUAUUUUAUGACCCUACAAGUCCAUUUCAAUAUACUGUGUGACGUUUGAGUUGACGUACCAAUCCCACUGUAGUCAGCUUUUGUCGGAUACAGAAGCUGUGUUUGGUUGUGAAAUGGAUCGUAUGGUUGAUCAUUCAAAUUAGUUACAUCACGUCCUUUUUGUAUUUCAGGAGAAUCAAAGUCGUGCGGUGCCUUAGAUACAUUUCGUUUUCGUUAGAAGUCAUGGUAGCUACCACGACUUGAGAAAUAACUGCGAUCUUGUGAACCAUACGAGUUAAUGAACGCGUCCAGUGAGCUUAAUUUACAUCUUGAAAAUCGAAUYAUGCCACGCUGUGAUUAUAGUCAGGAAAACUGUGAGCCAAUACUUUGGGAAAGAAGCUAGACAUCAUUAACCAUAUUAUCAAGUUCAUCAACAAGCCUUUUCUAGCUUGGCUCGAAGCUUGGUGCCAUGAAAAACAACAUGGUCUUCAAUAAAAGCUGCAAUGAAGUGAUAGGAAUGGUCGAAACCUUCCCUCAUGUUAACAGUAAUCCUUUGCCCAACCCGAUUAGCGCUCUCCGACAACUUAUCUGUUGUGAGUUGCUUCUCCAAGAAUUCGUCUGACGAUCCCUGUUCCACKAGAAUUUCAUCGAAUGCCGAUUUUUCCUGAAGCAAGCACGUCGCAUCGUGAGCCUUUCCGGCUUCUGUUCCUCCUAGAUAAGCUGUGAAAGCCUUUUCUCCCCAAGGAACUUUUGUCGGGUUGCAGAUUGGAGCGAAGGCUGAGACGGAUACCCAUUGAUUUUGUUGUUUCAGUGCGAUCGUCAGGGCCCCGUGUCCACCCAUAGAGCUAACGAAAACAACAAGAACACGACGACGCUAAUAUAAGAACUAAGAACAA